Molecule: messenger RNA, 3146 nt
Organism: Poeciliopsis prolifica (blackstripe livebearer)
Lineage: Eukaryota; Metazoa; Chordata; Actinopteri; Cyprinodontiformes; Poeciliidae
Product: B-cell receptor CD22-like
Exons: 11
Coding region: 84-1814 (576 amino acids)
Source: RefSeq, a predicted model, not a curated record
CUCCAUCUACCGUAAGAAGACCAACCGCACUUCGCAACACAACUGCUCUCUAUAUUGGCUGAUAUUGAGGGAAUACUUUGGCCAUGCAGCUUCUAAAAGCUGGGCAGAUGUUUCUGGGCUUCAUCCUCUGCGUCUCAGGGGCUCUGGGAGCAGAGAGAGGCAUCUGCGUCCUGAAGGGUUCAUCCGUCAAUCUGACUUGCUUUGCUGAAAAUCCAGCCGCGCCCAACACCUGGUGCUACCUGAAGGAAAACAAAACUAUGUGCGUAGUGAAAGAGAUUUCUGAGAUUUCUGCAAGUGUCACCUACAACAUAACGGAGGACGGGACUCUAACUAUCAGAGAUGUAAAGAAGAGUGACGAGCACAGCUUCUGCUGCCAAGAAUCCUGCAGGGAAUGCAAGAACAGAACAAAGCUCCACGUCGCAGACCUCCAGGUGAAAGUGUUUCCUGCCUCAGAGGGACAGAAAGUGACUCUGAUGUGCUCAAGCAGCUGUUCUCUGACUGAAAGCCCUGCGGCCUUCAUCUGGUACCAGAACGGAGAGUUCCUCUAUGAGGACUGGUCCCCCUGGUACCAAGAGCUGGUCAGCAGUGAUCAGGCGGUCAGAUACUCCUGUGCUGUCAAAGGCUUCGAGGAUCUCAGAGCUCCUGACGUCUCAGUGGACUUCAUCCAUCCAGACUGUUUCAGUGUGACGUAUUUAAAUGGAGAAAUGUGUCCGGAGAAACUGAAAUCAGCCGAGGCGCCGUGCUCCAUCACGUACCCCAGAGAUGUACGUGUUGAAAUGCUCCCUAAAACGGAUUAUGUCACACUGAUCUGUAAGACCAGCUGCCCCUCCGCUGACGCUCACACCGCCUUUACUUGGUACUGGAACAGAAAGGCUUUCAGGGACUGCACCAGUCAGGACAUUAUGUUAUUUGAAUCUGAGGACUAUGUCUCCUGCGCUGUUAAAAACAAUGAAUACAUGCACUCUGAUGAGAUCUGCACAAACUCCGCUACUGUGAAUUAUGUCAGCAGGAGCUUGUGCGUGCUGGAAGGAGCUGCUGUAAACAUUUCCAGCAAAUACACAAAGAGCCACUCAAGUCAUCCAACCUUGCUUUCGUGGUAUAAACUAAAGCGAGACAUGAAUGAGGAGAUCGACGUCACCAUAAUGGAAGCAGGAGGUCGGCUGGAGCACCACAACAUUGAUCAUUAUGAACACACGCUCACAAUCAACAACCUGAUGAAGAAUGACUCUGGUGAAUACAUGUUCACUCUCAAUAAGUAUCUCAUAAGUGAGCAGCCUGACCUGCUGGGAGCCAUCCUGGUGGUCACAGGUCUGAAGGUGACCAUGACUCCCUCUGACAUGGUGACAAAAGGUCAGAGAGUCACGCUGACCUGCAGUACCAGCUGCCCUCUGAGUGAGGAGACAACCUACAUGUGGUUCUUCAAUGAGGAACCUCUGAGCCUCACUGGGGGCCACAACAAGCAAGUUGUUCUGAACCCAGUCAGACGUCACCAUGCGGGGAACUACUCGUGCGCUGUGAUCAGAAGCCCCCAGAACAUCAGCUCGACCGUGAAGCUUCUUACUGUCAGAGACGGAGAUAAAACUGCGACAGCAGCAAUGAAUAUAACAAAAAUUGUUUUCCUGUUGCUGCUUCCUCUUGUUGGAUGUAAGCUGUACCUGAUGCUGAGAAAAAGAAAAACUGCAACUCGCAGAGUCAAGGCGAGUGAAAACGUGGCAACCGAAGAGGUGACGUCACAAUACGAGUCGCUCCCGCUUACGGACAGAAACGCUCGUGCUGCAGGAGGACUGGAAGACAGGCAGCAGGACAUUGUGUAACGACUUGACUUGAUGGGCUGCGGUAUUCGACAUAAGCCCUGAAAGUCAUGGACAGAGUUCAUGGGGGAAAAAAAGCAACUUUAGGUACCAAAGAUAAAGCCUUUUCCGUUGAUAUCGCUUCUUGCUCAUGGGUUGGAUGUAACUUCUUUAUCUGCUGAUAAAGAAGUCACAAAGUUCAAAUGGCGAUGUCCAGAUCAAGAAAGAUGAUCAUAACCUUUCAUGAAACAGGAUUCUGCGAACUAAGUAGUAGAAAUAACACCACAUUUACUAAGGCUUGGCAAACCCUCUGUUAAAAUAUCUAAACAGUUGAGAUUUAAAUAAUGGAGACAAUGUUAUCUCCUGCCAUUUAAUGUGGCAUUUCACUAAAGAAAAACAAACAUGUUAGAAGAUAAGGAUUAAGAAAAAUGAAAAACACACAACGGCCUGAUUAAGUACAAAUACAUGUUGGAAGCACCUUUUGUGUCUGUUUUAGCCUUUACUUUGCUUUGGCAGAGUUCGCUUUGCAUCUUGACUUUGUCGUCUCUCUCUAAUCUAGCUGUCAAGCUUCCUCCAUCUGAAAAAGAGUAACAUGACAUCCUGUUCCUACCAGGCAUGCAGUGCCUUUGCUGAUGCUUCGUGUCGUUUCUGUGUACAAACUUAACUUUUGGUCAAAACGCUUCCAGUUUGGUUUCUCCAGACCGCAGAACAUUCUUUACCAACCUUUUUAGAAGACUUCAGCUGAGUUUUUUUUGCUAGAAAAUAUUCCUGACGUCGAAGCCUUUUGCUCAGUCCAGACAUGCAGAGCAGAUAGUUUUCACAUGUGGAAAUCAACCAGAGCUUGUUGGAAAUUGCUGCAGCUACUUUAGCCGCUUAGCGUGACAGUCGAUGUUUGAUGUUUUUAUCAAUUCAGGGGAAAAAAAAAAAAAGAAAACGCCCAGUGUUUUUUUAAAAACAAAAACGAUUUUCUCCAGUUAUUGUUGAUUGUCUUUACUGUAACAUAGUGGAUUGUUUUGUAUUCUUCUCCUGACUGAUACUUUAGCAUCUCCAUGGCUGCAUCAACAGGUGGCAAAUAUGAAAAUGUAAGGAACGUCCCAUUAGGACAACUGAGCCUUAUUUCAGAUAUAAUCGAUAUAAUUGAUGAAAGUUCAAUGAGACUCAGAACUCUUGAGUUUCAACAGGAUUGUGUAUGCUGAUGAACGCCAAAAGUAUAUUUCUUGUUAAAUUGUCCUUUAAAUAAUUAUGUUUGUUCUUUGUUUUCAAAUAGUAGCCUGAUUGAUGUCAGCAGAUAUUUAACCUAGAACCAUUUUCAACCAUUUUGUAAGCAGUUCAUUGUAAGCAUUCAUUUAAUUUGCC